Magnolia sinica is the source of this 1750-nucleotide messenger RNA. RefSeq names its product putative lipase ROG1. The coding region runs from base 247 to 1407 and encodes 386 amino acids. NCBI's taxonomy places the organism in Eukaryota, Viridiplantae, Streptophyta, Magnoliopsida, Magnoliales, Magnoliaceae. The record is from RefSeq and is a predicted model, not a curated record. The transcript is spliced from 10 exons.
ACGACACGUCCCCAGACCAGCCAGUUCGGUGGUGUGUGGUACACCAGCCAAUACGCUUCCUUUGGUAAGUCAUCACACCCGCCAAAUACGACUCCUUUCUCGUCUCCUGAACAAAACAUCAAACACCUUCCACGCCAAAAAAUAAAAACUAAAAACAGAUAUAAAAAUAAAAUAAAAAUAAAAAAUAAAGAAGUGGAGGGUAUAUAAUCUCUUCUAUUGCGGAAAUCUCUCUAUUUCUCUCUAAAAAUGGCAUCUUUGAAGCCUCAAAGGUCUUCUGCAACAGCCCAAACAGAAUCCAAAGGAUUGGGAAAAUCCUCUAAGAAGAAGAAGAAGAGCCGUUUCUCAACAAUUGGAUGUUUCAAGACCUCAUCCGAUACCACCGUCGAAAUCCCCGACGGAUUCCAUGCCCUCGAAAUGGAAUCCAAUGUUGCAGGAGAUCGUCGACUUCCGGCCCACCUCGUCGUCUUCGUGAACGGCAUUAUAGGCAGUGCUGCAAAUUGGAAAUUUGCUGCAAAACAGUUCAUCAAGUUAUUUCCAGAAGAUGUUAUUGUGCAUUGCAGUGAGUCUAAUUGCUCUAUGUUGACGCUUGAUGGUGUUGAUGUAAUGGGAGAGAGAUUAGCUGAAGAGGUAAUAUCAGUUAUUAAACGCAGGCCAGAACUUCAAAAGAUAUCCUUUGUAGGUCACUCGCUAGGUGGGUUGAUAGCAAGAUAUGCCAUUGGUAGGCUUUAUGGACGAAACCCCAGGACAGAACCUUUUGAAGAAAAUGGAGACAGUAAUGGGGUUGAAUGUGGAACUGAACACCCGGAAGAGAAAUCAAAUGGCAAAAUUGCUGGACUGGAGCCCAUGAAUUUCAUAACAUUUGCAACCCCUCAUCUCGGUUCAAGAGGGCAUAGACAGGUCCCAUUGUUUUGUGGCUUUCACAUGUUGGAGAAAAUGGCGACUCAUACUUCACGGAUUAUUGGGAGAACUGGGAUACAUCUCUUCCUCAAUGACAAUGAUGAGGGAAGGCCUCCACUUCUGCUUCAGAUGGUCAAUGACAAUGGAGAUCUUCAAUUCAUGUCUGCUUUGCAAUCUUUCAGGCGCCGUGUUGCAUACUCGAAUUCAUGCUUUGACCAUAUUGUCGGGUGGAAGACAUCAUCAAUCCGUCGUCAGCAUGAGCUGCCAAAGCUCCAACAUCUUUCAAAGAAUGACAAGUAUCCACAUAUUGUAAAUGUGGAGGCACCGAAAGUUGACAGUCUUCAGCAGGAAGUCCUUUCAGAAUCUGAAGUCAAGACUAUUGACUUGGAAGAGGCAAUGAUCAGAGGCCUCAAUAAAGUGAGUUGGGAACGUGUAGAUGUCAGCUUUCGCAAAAGUAAACAAAGAUAUUUUGCCCACAGUACCAUUCAGGCAAGUCGGUGCUUCUCCUAAAUCUCAUCAAGUAAAGACUUACUGUAUAAAUUCGGAUGGGGCCGAUGUCAUUUUCCACAUGAUUGACAAUUUUUUACUGUAAGGAAGUUAUUUCUUCAGCUUAAGAGGAUAUGAUGUUAUUAUUUUGCAAGCAGCCAUCAGAAAUGGCAAGGAGAAGCGUCUCAUCAUCUUCCUCUUCUUUUUUCCUUCCUAGAGUUGUCAAAAUAGGCAUAAUAGGCGCUUUGCUGGUGUAAUGUUAGAUUUUUUUUUAUUUUUUCCUUCUUUCUUUCUUUCUGUUCAUUUCUUUGUUGUUGUAAGAUAGAUUGUAAAUACUAGUUUUGAUGACGCAUUUCCGAUUGGAAUA